CACAUACCCAAUGCUGCCGCCGCCAUAACAGUAAUGGCCGACACGACGACGACAACGCUGCCAUGGCUGGUGGCGCUGCACGCCGCCCUGCCGACCCCGCACAAGUACACCAUCCUCGAGGUGCACGCCGGCUUUGGCCUCGUCGCGCUCACUAUUGCGGCGCUGGUACCGCCGCCGACGCGGUCUGUGCGGCUUAUGAGGGCGGCACUAGCCCCCCUCAUCUGCCUGGGUUAUGCCUACCUCGCCUGGGUCAGCAUACUGCCCACGCCGCGAGAGCGCUGGGGCACAGCGAUUCUGUUCGUCAACUUCAUUCUCCGAACCCUCGAACUCCUCGUGUUCUACCCGCCCGAAGAAGGAAUGUACCGCAUCCUCCCGAUCCGCGUGCGCACCGGCGCGUCUGACACGAUCACGUUCGCUCCGGAACCCGUGCCCGAGGGCUGGACGACUGCCAAGCUGGCCUGGGCGGCGUCACUGUGGUGGUCGUGGCGCGGUAUCGGGUGGAACUACAGCCCGCCGCUGUCACCGUCGCAGCUGCAGUACCCGUACGCGCCUGGGUCGAGCCGACGCGACUACCUCGUCCGCCGGGGGCUGUACUUCCUUCUCGUCCACGCCGCCGAGGACAUUGCGUCGAGCUUCAUGCGCCUCGGAGCCCCGGCCUACUUCCUUGACGGAACGGUGCCAUACUCGUCCCUCACGCAGUUCCAGCGUGGGCUCUACUCGCUGGCGACGGUCGAGCGCGUCUGGUACUCGCUCGAGCUGAGCCACGUGCUCAUGUCGCUGGUGUUUGUCGCUGCAGGCGGCAUCUUUGGCCUCGAGGGCGAGAUCUUCAGUCCGUGGGGGUGGCCACCGCUCUUUGGUAGCAUCGCAAACAUGUGGGAGUACCCCGGCCUGGCCUUCAUGUGGUCCAAGGCGUGGAACCAGUACAACCGACGUAUCCUGCAGCUCUAUGCGUGGUCCGGGAUCGGCGAGGGGCUGCUGGGCCUGCUACGCUCCGGCGACGCCGUCAAGCGCCCGAGGCCGAGGGUGCCAAAGGUGCAGGCGGCGGCCAAGGGCAAUGGCACAAGCAAUGGCAAAGCCCACGUCAACGGCAAGGCUAAUGGCCACGGCCACGCCCUCUUGCACACAAACGGCCACGUAUUGACCGAAUCUUCGUUCAGUGGCAAGGGCGCUGUCAACAGUCACACCAACAUCAUUGCGCCCCCGCGACGCGACAACGCCCUGCCGACACCGCCGGCCACCCCGCUACCGCUCGCAACGCCAAUGGAGAGCCCGGUCCCGUCACGGCGCGCGUCGCCCGCACUACCGCUGGCAGGCCGGAGCAACACGCACAUGGCGUCCAACCUGAUCAAGUCGGCCAUCGUGUUUGCCUUCUCUGGCCUGCACCACGACGUCGGCUCGCUCGUCAUGGCACUCGACAAGGUGAGGCGGGGCGAGCCAGUGCGUGCGGCCCAGCUGCUGUCCCUGUCGCCGUUCUUCAUGAUCCAGCCGCUCGGUCUCGUCAUUGAGGCUCUGGUUAGCAAGGCCUGGCGUGCGUACAAGCGCCGCCGGGGCUACCCUCCUUCCCAGCAUGCCUCGACGUUUGAGCGGGCCGUCGGCUUUGUGUGGACGUGGUUGUGGCUUGGGUGGACUGCGGGCUUCUUCGUGCAAGGCAUGGCCGAGUCUGGUGUCUGGCGGUAUUGGCCUGGUACUGUGCAUUGGAGCGUUGUGACGCCAGUGUACAAGUGGAUUGUUGGAUAG
Molecule: messenger RNA, 1737 nt
Organism: Vanrija pseudolonga
Lineage: Eukaryota; Fungi; Basidiomycota; Tremellomycetes; Trichosporonales; Trichosporonaceae
Exons: 3
Coding region: 34-1737 (567 amino acids)
Source: RefSeq, a predicted model, not a curated record